Molecule: messenger RNA, 5554 nt
Organism: Trichomycterus rosablanca
Lineage: Eukaryota; Metazoa; Chordata; Actinopteri; Siluriformes; Trichomycteridae
Product: sterile alpha motif domain-containing protein 9-like
Exons: 3
Coding region: 241-4842 (1533 amino acids)
Cellular component (GO): cytoplasm
Molecular function (GO): protein binding
Source: RefSeq, a predicted model, not a curated record
AGAGACUUACAGCGCCUCCGCGUUUUUAACCAACAUUUACUUAUUUAAACAUUUAAACUAACACUUCUGUAGUCGGAUUGAAUUAUUUAUCGACAAAAAAUGAAGAAACAGAGGUAGAGAUCAUCAAACUAAGAAUGAUAAUACAUUCUUUCAGUCUCACCUAAAUAACAGGAUCCUGGGACAGUGAUGCUUGUUUACAGUGCCUUUAAGUGAAAGUUACUGCAUCCUGCUCAAGACAUAAUGGAGGACCUUUACUCCACCCCUGUUGAAAAAUGGACAGAGUCCAUGGUAGGCAAAUGGUUAGCCUCAAUAGGGGUGAAAGAAAAUUACAUUAAAAAGCUUGAAGAAGAGGAAGUAGAUGGCCGAAUCCUUCUUGAAAUCACAGAAGACUUUCUAAAAAAGGAGACUGGCAUGAAAUCUGGCCCUGCACUGUUAAUACUUAAGAAAAGAACUGAGCUAAUUAAUACCUUCCAAAAGGUUCAGAAGCAACCCAACAUGACUAAACAUGAAAGAACUGCCGAAAACACAGAUCAAGAUGCAUCAUCCAUCAAGAAAGAUUCAAUAACAAAUGCUCCCCAAAAAGGAGAAAGUAAAGAAGAUUUCCCACAUGUUCCAACAGUAAAAAGGGAUACAAACUCACGCCCUUUGGGCAAAAAGGGCAAUGAUUACACAUAUGUGAAGCAUGAUGUUCUUCAGCCUGAGUCAGGUGUCGUUGAUCUUAUAACACCAUGUCACGAGUACAAGGCAUUUACUCUCGCUGCAACUUUGGAUCGACAAAGACUUCAAGCGAAGUUAGCAAAGGAAGUUUUAAAAUUUGCCACAGGAUGCAUCAACAUUAGAUCAAAUGGCACAAUACACUUUGGUAUAAUGGACAGCAGGGAUGAUUAUGGGUAUGUGCAUGGUGAAAUCAUAGGCAUACCCAUCAAGGAAAAGGAUAUGUAUUCUGAUGCGUUAGAUUACAUUGAACAGAGUUUCUCUAACUUGGACAGUGAGCUUGUCCGGCAGUGUAUUCGACCACCUGAGUUCAUUCAGGUAGUUGGCCCAAAAAGUGAAGAAGAACACUAUGUAGUUGAAUUUGACAUUGUACCUACAUUAAGCAUAGUUAGGAAUAGGGUGUUUUCUGUCCGCUUGCCAAACUUUAAAGAGAAAUCCAAUAAGAUUGAAUAUGAAAAAAUUACAAUCUUUCGCAGAGUUGGCUCCAAAACAGAACCAGUUAUUGAGCCAAAUGAAUUUUAUCAAGUAGUCCACAUGAGAGAUGAACGAAGACAGGAGGCGGAGCAAGCACAUUGCUUCACAAACCCAGGCCUUUGCCAAGAUCUCGGAAGAAAACUUACCAUGCUGGUAACUAGUGGAAAGAAACUAAUGGAGAAGGAAAAAUGGUACAUACUUGUUACAAACAAGUUCUCACAGGAGGAUCUAAGACACAUUGAUUUCUUACUAAACAUGAAGUUAUUCUGUGCAUUUGACUUUGAUCCAGACUCCAUGGUGUCUGGGUUGUGCCAUGAAUAUGUUAAGCACCAUGCUGUGAACCUUCAUUUCAUGCAAGACUACAAAAUUCCUAGUGGCAUGAAUAUUAGAGAAGUUGAGAAUCACCUCCAUUUGUUUGAACAAACAAGUUGGAUAUUUUGUAAUGGACGAAGUGAUUUUAAAGGCAACGAGAUUUCUUGUGAUGAAAAGACUUGGGUUCAAACGAGGAGGACUUACCUUAAGGAUUGUGUAUCAUUGAUUUGCAAAGACAUUUUGCCCAAGGGAACAUUUCUUGUGAUCUUCCUUCUUACCUCCCCUGUUGAGUCACCUCUCCUGCACACAUUCCUCGAGUUUUUCACGGACAUGAAGGGCCAUGAAGACAUCGUAUGCAUCUCAGAAUCAGUGGAAAACUUUAAAAAAUGGGAAAACUUUGCUCUUGGAUCAUGUGACAAGGAAACUGUACACCAUUCAAGUGUUGUUGGGAUGAAAAUGGGCCACAUCAAUGCAACUCUCCAGAAAAUCCAGACCAGACCUACUAGAGCAACUAAGCUUUUACCUGUUUAUGUGAAAGGGGAAUGCUGUCUUGAGACAUGCGAGGAGGAAAGGAUGUGUUCUUUGAAAAUUUUAAGUGCCAAUCAGUGUGACGACACCAGCCAUGAGUUAAUAGAAUCAGAGAAGGAAGAAACAGAAAGACAGUUUUAUCUUGGAGCAAAAGUGACAUGGAUGAAUUUAUGGCUUGCUGAGAAAAAGUAUGUUGGGGAUGUAAUUCAAAGAGAAGCCUACUAUGAAGUCACAAGACUUCUAAAGGAUUCUCUUAAAUGGAGUCCAGAUCAGAUGCCCGUCAGUUGCAUCAACAUAUGUCAUCAUCCUGGCAGUGGUGGGAGUACAGUAGCAAGACAGGUUCUUUGGACUCACAGAAAGGAUUUACGGUGUGCAGUUGUAAAACCAUCAUACCCUGUUGGCACAGUUUCAGAACAUGCUGUUAAGCUUCGGGAGUAUGAGGAAAAAGAUCCACAGAAAUGCCUUCCUGUUCUCCUACUUGUUGAGGAUUGUGACAAAGAGUACUUAGAUAACUUAAAGAAUGAAUUAGAAGUGGCUGUCUACACCCAAAAAAUUGCAUUUGGAACACCGUGCUUCAUUCUUCUCAGUUGUAGACGAUCAUAUACUCCAGAGAAAAUGUGUAAAGGGUCUCCCCUACAAAAUGUGUCUGUGACUCACAAACUUUCACCAGAAGAGAAGAGACAAUUUGCUGGAAAACGGCGAAAACUUGAGCAACAGUUUGCACCAGAAUUUAUUCUGACAUUUAUCUUGAUGAGUGAGGAAUUUGAGGACAAGAUAAUUGCUGAAUAUGUCAAGAAGUUUGUAAGGCAUUUGCUACAGGACAUUGAUCAUGCAUCUGUUGUGACCCAGCUCAUUCGCUACGUAGCUCUACUUAACACCUACGUACAGAACUCCUUUAUUUCUCAGUCACAUUGUGAAGCCCUCCUAGCUUUAUCCAUUUGUAUGGACAGAUUUCGACAACACACAUUUGAGGGUUCUCUGAGUGAGCAGGCUAAAUUGGUCUUUAUACAUUUGAGAGAUGAAAGAACACACAUUAAAUCUGUUAGAAUCAUUCAUCAUUUGGUUGCAAAGGAAAUUCUUCAUCAGCUCUUGGCAGACAAACAAAAACAAAGUGACCUUGCACUUGAUCUUCUCAACAGUGAUGUACUCUUUGAGCACAGAUUUGGAAGGGAAGAUUACAUGAAGUUUCUUCGUGCGUUGUUCAUGCGACGCUACAGGAUCAGCAAAGGUGAUGAAUCUGACAGCUUUUUUUCUCCCCUCAUUGAGCAUGUGAGAGAAAAUGAAGAGCCAGAAAAAGCCAUUGAGCUUCUGAAUCAAGCAUACAAAAGAUUCAACAAGGAUGCUUUUUUUGCUCAGCAACUAGCUCGUCUCUGUUACAGUCAUGAAAGAUUUGAAGAGGCAGAACAUUGGGCAGACAUUGCAGCAGCUAAAAUGCCUAACAACUCCUAUAUUCUUGACACCAAGGGUCAGGUGUACAGAAAGUGGUUUACAGCUAAAUGCAAAGCCAUAGAAAAGACCCACAAAACAGCAGAAACCACAGCAGAUGCAAUUGAAACUGCAUUAAAAGCCAUUGAAUGUUUCCAAGAAUGUGAGAAGGCAGCAGUGGCUGAAAUUGAGACAAUGAACAAUUCAGGAUUUUUUGCAGUUGUAGAGGUGGGGUGCAGCUUGUUAAAGCUCAUUUCUUCACUUCAUGUGUUCUCAAACAAAAGUGAUGGUCGUUCUAAAUUCUUGAACUAUUUUCUUACGGAUCACAUUCCUGCAGAGGUUGAAAAACCAUGGGAGAACUUUCACUUGAAACUCAAAAAGCUUCACAGCGUAAUGUGUGCGGCACUGGAGUGGAUUUCAGAAGACUUGAGUUAUUUUCAGACAGACCUAAAUGCAGAUGAAGAGGAAACAUCUGAAAACUGUGAGCUGACCGUAAGUCAUCCCAAGCACUGGUUGGUAACCAAGUCUUCUGUUUAUGGCAAGUUUUUUAGUGAGGCCUCACUCAGCACUGUGCCUAACAAGUGGCAGUCUAACCCAGCUAAUAUUACUCCCUUUAUUAAACGAAUGAUUAUUUACCGACUUGGUGGGGGAAACAUCACAACAAUUUUUUCCAUCUUGGAUCAGAAAGAAAAGGACAGAGUAAAGAUUUUUGAGGACAUAAUUUCUCUGUACCCAAAAAACCCAAUGGGUGCUAAAAUGCAUCAGAUGGAUCUUGUGAACUACAUAGCAACACAUUUUGCUUUAGGUACACUGUCUGCUCAGUCACCAAGACUGGCUGCUCUACACAAUCUGCAAAAACUCACCCACCAGUUCCCUCAAGACAAGACCAAAUGCCUGUCAAGUGCUCUGUUUUUAUGCAUCUUACUGUUCUGGCCAGAAGAGCAUGACACCGAACAUGAAAAAGAGGACAAAUAUGAAAUAGUUCUCUCUGCUGUUAAAUUUCUCCAGCAGACAUACUGGGACAAAAUGAAGGACAUUCCCCACAGAAGGAGACGGAUUUACACUCACAUCUUCCUUGGAAAUGGAGUAGGAUAUGAUAAAUUUGUCCACAAAAGCAAGAUUGAAACCAUUGUAAAAAUUCCCACGGUUUCAGAAAGGCGUAUGAAAUGGUUCCGAGGUGAAUUGUGGAAAGCGCCAGAAAUUGCUAAAGUGCUUAAACGAGUUUCUGGCUGGACAGAGAAUGGAACUGUGUACAUUGAGGGUCCCAAGAAAUUCCAAAUUCACCCUCUUUAUGUGCCAUCAGUGCCCUAUGGCAAUGAGAACAUCACGUUUUAUCUAGGAUUCACAUUCAGAGGACCUGUUGCCUACAACAUCACAGUGAGACAGUAGUUUAAAUUGAAGCUAAUAAACUACAGCUCGUUGGAAAAAUGACCGUAUCUCAGUGAAAGGAGUACUGACCUAAUAAAACUUUUGCACUUUUAAAAAUAACUUGUUAAUACUCUUUGUAUUUGAAAUAUUGGGGAUUUUUAACAUGAAUGUGCAAUUUUUAUUAGGGUUCUUUAAUAUACUUUUUGGCAUCUGUGGCAGAAGUGCACUUAUAUUGCAGCCACAUGGUUGGACCCCUUGACCAAGGCGUGCUAACUGCUGAGCUGUAUUCUUAAUUUGAUGGUACUUUACUUUUAAGUUGCUUUUUCAAAUGAAAUGUACAUUUAAACAUGUGAUUAUUUGAUUUGUUAGCACAAAUGGUUAUUUUUUAUAUUAGCAUGGUUUUUUGGUCAUAAAUACUUGUUCUAAUACCAUUACUACAAUGCCAAUUUUUAAGCAUCUUGUAAAAUGGUGUCCUUCUGGUGAUGGUUAUAAGAUUAAGUGUCGAUACAAUGACUGUGGUGUAAGUCUUGACAUGUAAUAGCUGUUUAUGAGACGGCAUUAAUAGAGUCUUAUGUAAAUUUUUUUUUAUGUGACAUAUAUUAGCCUAUUUAGAACUGCAAUGUUUAAAUGGAAGUCAUAUACUGUUUACUUUUUGAUACAGUUGUUAAAGGUUAAAAUGUUAGUUGUUAAAUCUGAUCAUGAUGAAGUUGUUUAUGCAGCAAUAUUGCAAUAA